Suillus clintonianus is the source of this 1122-nucleotide messenger RNA. RefSeq lists its product as uncharacterized. The transcript has 6 exons. Lineage: Eukaryota; Fungi; Basidiomycota; Agaricomycetes; Boletales; Suillaceae. Gene Ontology annotation, molecular function: oxidoreductase activity. The record is from RefSeq and is a predicted model, not a curated record. The coding region runs from base 1 to 1122 and encodes 373 amino acids.
AUGAUCAGCCCUACUUGGUCAUGUUCUCCCCUCACUCAACUCUGGUGUGAGCUGUUGCGUCUGUCUCAAUCAGCGUGUAUAUCGUUUGGCGCCACAUCUACCGGCGAUUGUACGAGUAUGAAUGCAGUCUCAGCAUUUGUCUCGAGGAACCUGAGCAACGUGCUGCAUGGUCAAGUUAUCGUGCCUGAUGAUCCGCCACCAUUGGAGCUCCUCUGCGGACAUGUCUCCCAGGCAUUUGCCUAUGAACCAUUCGUUGCCCACUUCAUCAUGAACGACCUUGGCAUCCCUGUUAAGACCGUGCUCAAAGGGCGGAUCCGAAGGGCUUGGCUUCAGCUCGUGCGCUGCGCCCCUUACCCGAGAUGUCUGGGCAGCGUAUACGGUCAUUUGCGUUCUAACUCUAACUCGCGCGCAUAUGCAGCUCAAGUACAUACCGAGUCCAAGCCUUGCUUUACCCAACAAGUAGAUGUCGUCAACUGGUGUGAGACUUUUGACAAGUCCACCGGCUGGUACGAUCACGUGCUCUCAGAGACCGUUUUAGAGGCCAUUGCUUUUGGUUGGCAUACCGGACCCGACGGGCCUCCCACACAAUGGUUUUGCAUCGAUAGCAGCGCCCAUGAGAUUGCGUCUUGCAUGGAACAAUAUAUUCGCAAGAAUAACAAAAACGCUAUCGCGUUCAACUCCAGAGUGACGGCUAUUGGAGUCAACAAGGAUAACACUGGCAUGGAUGUUGUCACAGACAACAAGGAUCAUCGUGUAUUCUCGCAUGUCAUCUCUACUAUCCCUUUACCCGCUCUCCGCACCAUCGACCUCAGUAAAGCUGGUCUUUCCCCCAUGCAGUCGAAUGCUCUGCGAAUGUUGAACUAUGGGCCUUCCGUCAAGAUCGGAAUGCAGUUCAGAACUGCGUGGUGGACGACUGGGACAGAUUUGAACAGAAAUCCUCCGAAUAUAGUUGGAGGACAGACGUACACCGACAUGCCUUUGUGCGCUGUCGUUUACCCUUCCUUUGGACGCGUCCAGGCCGGGACGACGACCGCACUUAUCGCCAGCUAUUGCUGGAUGCUGGAUGCUACCAGGUGGGGUGCAUUGAUAGGCAAACACGAUGUUGUCUCUAAUUCUUUGUGA